Molecule: messenger RNA, 975 nt
Organism: Cyphellophora attinorum
Lineage: Eukaryota; Fungi; Ascomycota; Eurotiomycetes; Chaetothyriales; Cyphellophoraceae
Product: Alternative oxidase, mitochondrial
Exons: 3
Coding region: 1-975 (324 amino acids)
Biological process (GO): alternative respiration
Cellular component (GO): mitochondrion
Molecular function (GO): alternative oxidase activity
Source: RefSeq, a predicted model, not a curated record
AUGAAUCCAUCACGAGCAGUAUUCUCAUCCACCAUCACAACCAACAUCUCGAGGGCCGCAUGCAGACCAGGCGCAACAAGCUUGGGACUCCGUACUAGCCAUGCCCUACUCAAACCCAUAGCCGCAAACACUUCUCGACAGUUCUCAACCUCCCGCAAGAGCCAGCUCGAGUACUUUCCACCACCAAAGAAUGCACCACACAUCAAGCUCACGCCACCGGCAUGGCCUCACGAAGGGGUCACCGAAGAACAGCUCAAGGGCAUUGUAGUUGCUCAUCGAGAGCCGAGGACGUGGUCAGACUGGACGGCAUACAACAUGGUCCGAAUCCUGAGAUGGGGCACAGAUCUCGCUACAGGCUACCGACAUGACCCAAACAAGCCAUAUGUCAUGAACGAGCGCAAGUGGCUGACCCGGUUCAUAUUUCUGGAGACCGUUGCUGGCGUGCCUGGCAUGGCUGGAGCGAUGAUCCGUCACUUCCACUCCCUACGGCGACUGAAGCGAGACAAUGGAUGGAUUGAGACGCUACUGGAGGACGCCUAUAACGAGCGGAUGCAUCUCUUGACAUUCCUCAAAAUGGCAGAGCCCGGCCGCUUCAUGAAGCUGAUGAUCCUCGGAGCCCAAGGCGUCUUCUCGAAUGGCUUCUUUCUGGCCUACCUGAUCGCGCCAAGGAUCUGCCACCGCUUCGUCGGAUAUCUCGAAGAGGAGGCUACUCACACAUACACUCUUGCGAUCGAAGACAUCGCCGUCAAGUACUGGAACAUGCCUGAGGGCCACCGCACGAUGAAGGACCUCUUGUACUAUGUUCGCGCUGAUGAGGCGAAGCAUCGGGAGAUCCAUCAUACCUUGGGCAAUCUUGAGCAGAAGACAGAUCCGAAUCCAUUCGUCAGCGAGUAUAAGGACCCAACAAAGCCUCAUCCCGGCAAAGGUAUCGAGCAUAUUCGAAGUACUGGCUGGGAGCGGGAGGAGGUCAUUUGA